Molecule: messenger RNA, 1137 nt
Organism: Rotaria socialis
Lineage: Eukaryota; Metazoa; Rotifera; Eurotatoria; Philodinida; Philodinidae
Source: the annotation of a GenBank genome assembly
AUGGCAAUAUGUUUUGGUGGUAAAAAAUUGAAAGUAUCACAAACGAUAUCGAAACACUUUUCUUCAAACAAACAUAAUAAUCAAGAUCAUCAACCAAGCUUGAACAACCAUAACCAUUCUGAUAUCCAAACAAAUCAUCAUCAAAACGAUUCUAAGAUGCCUCACGAUCUUUCGCGUGCAUCUUCCAAUUCUGCAUCGUCAUCUACAUUUUCCUAUUCACAUGGUACACCACAAUCAACAGCAUCGUCAUCAAACAAUACAGUAAACAAUAAUUAUUACCAUAAAAAUUCAAAAAAAAAUGAUAAAAUGGAUAUUUCUGAUGAUGGCGAUGAUGAUGAUGACGAUGACGAAGAUUAUCAAUUAACAACAGAUGAUAGUUCAAAACAACAACGUAAAGUUAAGCGGAAUCUAGAUCAAUUAUCAUCAGCUCAACAAAAAAUCUCAAUUGUUAAUGCUGAUAUGAUCUUUUAUUGCUUUGAAAUCUUAGGCAAUUACUUAUUUAAUGGAAAACAUCAUUCAGGAAAAUAUCAUUCUUCUUCAUCAAGUGCAAAUAGCCAAUUAAUUCCAUCACCUAUUGCUCCUCCUACAGUUCCAUCUGAACCCUAUCCACUAUUUGUUACAUGGUUAAUUGGAAUAGAAAAACAAUUACGAGGAUGUAUUGGAACAUUUUCACCAAUGAAUCUUGCACAAGGUCUUCGUGAAUACGCAAUUACAUCGGCAAUGAACGAUAGUCGUUUUUCUCCAAUAUCGCGUGACGAAUAUCCAUCAUUAUCAUGUGCCGUGUCAAUUCUAACACAUUUUGAACCAUGUUCAUCUUAUUCCGAUUGGAAUAUUGGUCUUCAUGGUAUACGUAUUGAAUUUUUCAAUGAACGUGGCUCAAAACGCUCAGCAACAUAUUUACCUGAAGUUGCUCAUGAUCAAGGUUGGAAUCAUAUUCAAACUGUAGAUUCAUUAUUACGUAAAGGUGGAUAUAAGGCACCAAUAACAUCUGAAAUGAGAAAAAGCAUACAAGUGACGCGAUAUAGAAGUGAAAAAUUAACAUUACAUUAUAAUGAUUAUAUACAAUCAAAAGCAACAACGACAGCAACAUAUUCAAGUACAACAAAAACAAUUUUUGCAACAAACCGUCCGAAAUAA